Messenger RNA from Manis javanica (Malayan pangolin), 696 nucleotides. It is a transcript of the gene RPL18A, whose product is annotated as ribosomal protein L18a. Gene Ontology annotation, biological process: translation. Gene Ontology annotation, molecular function: structural constituent of ribosome. Gene Ontology annotation, cellular component: ribosome. NCBI's taxonomy places the organism in Eukaryota, Metazoa, Chordata, Mammalia, Pholidota, Manidae. The record is from RefSeq and is a predicted model, not a curated record.
AUGGGCACGCGGCUUCGAGAGGGCGGGACUUCCGACAUAGGAGUCUUUGUGCGCGGCGGCUUGAGGCUGGAUACCUCUUUUUGUGGGUGGCGGCGAGCGUGCGCGGAUCGCCAUGAAGGCUUCGGGCACACUGAGAGAGUAUAAGGUGGUGGGGCGCUGCCUGCCCACCCCCAAAUGCCACACACCACCCCUCUAUCGUAUGCGAAUCUUUGCGCCUAAUCACGUUGUUGCCAAGUCCCGCUUCUGGUACUUUGUGUCUCAGCUGAAGAAGAUGAAGAAGUCUUCAGGGGAAAUUGUCUACUGUGGGCAGGUGUUUGAGAAAUCCCCUCUGCGGGUAAAGAACUUUGGCAUCUGGUUGCGCUAUGACUCCCGCAGCGGCACCCACAACAUGUACCGGGAGUACCGGGACCUGACCACUGCAGGCGCUGUCACCCAGUGCUACCGAGACAUGGGUGCCCGGCACCGGGCCCGUGCCCACUCGAUCCAGAUCAUGAAGGUGGAGGAGAUUGCAGCCAGCAAGUGCCGCCGACCAGCAGUCAAGCAGUUCCAUGACUCCAAGAUCAAGUUCCCACUGCCCCACCGGGUCCUGCGUCGCCAGCAUAAGCCACGCUUCACCACCAAGAGGCCCAACACUUUCUUUUAGAUGUGGGGCCUUCCUGUCCCCAGUUCUGCCCAAAUAAAUUCCAUGGAAAAAGU